AUUUUAUAUAUAUUGUAUUUAUUUUUUUUAAUUCAGCAAAAAACGUCGGUCGGAACAAAGCGGAGCUAACAGUGCUAGCUAUCAAUGUUUACAGCUAACGUUAGCUAAUGUAGCUAGCUAGCUAUUCUAAGUUAUUUAACUUGUUUGAGAUAACGUUACAGUGUCGCUAAAUAAUGCCGAACCGUCCGCUGUAAAGUCACGUUUUACCCACUUUACUGAUAAACUGCUGUGUCUGUCGGGUAAUAUACUUUAAAACGUUAUUUACCAAACAUGUCCAGCACCGUGCUGGGGGUCGGUGAGGGCGUCUUUGUUGUCGCGAGCGUUUGGAUCGCAGCUCUUGUUUUCGGGAUGAUGCUGCUCAGAGCAUCCGGGUCUGCAAAGUUAGGCGUUAUCCCCAUUUUCUUACUGGCUCUCACCAUCACUUUAGUGUUGGUGUUUUUCCCUCGGAGCCCAGAGACAGCGACAACUUUCAAAGAGAUCGAGAUAGUGGACACGUUGUUCAUCGGGCGCUACGUCCUGCUGGCGGUGGUGAGCGUGGUCUUCCUGCUGGUGUUCUUCAUGCUGCUGCCCUUUCAUUUCCUGGAGCCGGUCUAUGCCAAGGCCUUGAGAACAAACUAGAGGUGCCAGGGUCAGAGCUGGCACCAGAACCACACCGCUGAAGUACACAACUUAAGACAAGCAAGGCCGAUGAGAGCCCCCCGCCCCCCUUCUUCAUGUGGAAACAGACUACAGAAUGAAUCCCAAACACAAACAGCAGGAGCCUCCAUGUUGUCUUCACAGCCAACUGUCUGCACGUUGGUGACUGUUUAUGUCCAACCAGCAGAAAAGACACGUCCAGCAGGUUGUUUUUUAUAUGUUUUAUCAUUUAAUACACAAGAUGAAUAAAUGUUUUUAGGCAUACUACAGGACUGAAACACUGUUUUUAUAAAGACAUUAUAUACAGUCAUGGGAAAAUGAUUGGAUCACUCUUGUUUACUCCUUGCUUUCUUGUUUAUUUGUUGUUUAUUUUAAUGCCUGGUACAACUAAAGGUACAUUUGUUUGGACAAAUAUUAGGAGUUUAAUUUAAGAGCGGAUAUUUAGCUAUUUUCCAUGG
Messenger RNA from Centropristis striata (black sea bass), 1094 nucleotides. RefSeq names its product transmembrane protein 218 (gene tmem218). The record is from RefSeq and is a predicted model, not a curated record. The transcript has 3 exons. Lineage: Eukaryota; Metazoa; Chordata; Actinopteri; Perciformes; Serranidae. The coding region runs from base 271 to 618 and encodes 115 amino acids.